This is a messenger RNA of Humulus lupulus (European hop), 1476 nucleotides long. RefSeq names its product pyrophosphate--fructose 6-phosphate 1-phosphotransferase subunit beta-like. Gene Ontology annotation, molecular function: diphosphate-fructose-6-phosphate 1-phosphotransferase activity; 6-phosphofructokinase activity. NCBI's taxonomy places the organism in Eukaryota, Viridiplantae, Streptophyta, Magnoliopsida, Rosales, Cannabaceae. The record is from RefSeq and is a predicted model, not a curated record. Bases 452 to 1336 code for a protein of 294 amino acids. Gene Ontology annotation, cellular component: cytosol. The transcript is spliced from 10 exons. Gene Ontology annotation, biological process: glycolytic process; response to glucose; fructose 6-phosphate metabolic process.
GCCAAAUUCCCUAAAUCUAAGUUACCCGAAAGAUUUCUCUCAGCCUCCAUCUCUCACUCUCGUCUCAUCUCUCCGCCCUCUCCACCUCACGAAGUCUCACUCUCGUCUCGUCUCUCCGCCCUCUCCGCCUCACGAAGUCUCUCUCUCAUCUCGUCUCUCUGCCUCACGAAGUCAACUUUUCGGCCAGCCAUCUGCCUUGGUGGUGCCGAGCGAUUCUGACUCUAACGAUUCGCAGAAAAAGUUGAAAAUUGGUGUCGUUUUGUCGGGAGGCCAGGCACCUGGAGGGCACAAUGUCAUUUAUGGAAUUUUUUGUUAUCAUAAUUCGUUUUCUUGCAGUUAAUAAUGUCCAAUAUGGUUGAGUUCAUUCAUUCUGUGCUUCCUGGUAGAUUACUUGCAGGAGCGUGCUAAAGGCAGCGUAUUGUACGGUUUCAGGGGAGGUCCAGCUGGAAUCAUGAAGGGCAAGUAUGUGGAACUUACACCAGAAUAUAUUUACCCGUACAGAAACCAGGGUGGUUUUGAUAUGAUAUGUAGUGGAAGAGAUAAGAUUGAAACUCCAGAGCAGUUUCAACAAGUUGCAGAUACUGCCGCGAAGCUUGAUUUGGAUGGACUUCUUGUUAUUGGUGGGGAUGACUCGAACACAAAUGCCUGCCUCCUUGCUGAGAAUUUCAGGGGAAAGAAUUUGAAAACUCAGGUGAUUGGGUGUCCAAAAACCAUUGAUGGUGACUUGAAAUGCAAAGAAGUCCCAAUAAGUUUUGGGUUUGAUACUGCUUGCAAGAUAUAUGCAGAAAUGAUUGGAAAUGUCAUGAUAGAUGCCAGAUCAACUGGAAAAUAUUAUCACUUUGUGUGGCUUAUGGGGCUUGCAGCUUCACACAUAACACUUGAAUGUGCUUUGCAAACUCAUCCAAACAUUACAAUUAUUGGAGAAGAGGUUGCUGAAAAGAAGUUGACACUGAAAAAUGUUACAAAUUACAUUGUUGAUAUAAUCUCCAAACGUGCCGAACUUGGUUAUAACUAUGGUGUCAUACUUAUUCCUGAAGGUCUAAUUGAUUUCAUUCCAGAGGUGCAACAACUUAUCGCCGAAUUGAAUGAAAUUCUGGCCCAUGAGGCUGUCGAUGAAGAUGGGCAAUGGAAAAAGAAACUUGUUGAUCAAUCAUUACAGCUUUUUGAAUUUUUACCUUCAGCAAUCCAAGAGCAGUUGAUGCUUGAAAGAGAUCCUCAUGGAAAUGUUCAGGUUGCCAAAAUAGAGACAGAGAAGAUGCUUAUUCAAAUGGUUGAAACUGAAUUGGAGAAAAGGAAUCAAGCAGAACAAAGAUGGUGGUUGGGGUUUGCACAUUGAAGGGUCAAGCACUAUGUUUGGUUCCGUUUUGAGCUAUGUUACUUUGAGGUUGCUUGGUGAAGAACCUAAUGAUGGACAAGGGGCAAUGGAGAGUGGGCGUAAAUGGAUUCUGGACCAUGGUGGUGCUACUGCAAUUACAU